Molecule: messenger RNA, 588 nt
Organism: Entamoeba dispar SAW760
Lineage: Eukaryota; Evosea; Mastigamoebida; Endamoebidae
Product: WD-repeatcontaining protein, putative
Exons: 1
Biological process (GO): positive regulation of actin filament depolymerization; actin filament depolymerization
Cellular component (GO): cortical actin cytoskeleton
Molecular function (GO): actin filament binding
Source: RefSeq, a predicted model, not a curated record
CCAGCAAAUUGUGGAGUAUUCUAUAAUAAUAGAAUAUAUGUUGGAACUAAUAAAGGAAUUAAAGUUAUUCAAGGAAAUCAAAUUAUUCAAAGUAUUGGUCAUAAUAAUGGAGUUGCAACAAUUGCAAUAAAUGGAGAUAAGAGUAUACUUAGUGUAGGAUUAAAAAAUGAAGGAUGUAUUAAAUUUUAUUCAAUUAAUGGAAAUGGAGAAAUAACAGAAAAAGGAGAAAUUAAAGAAGAUAUUCAAGGAACAGUUUAUAGUAUGGACUAUUCAAGUGAUGGUAAAUAUUUCAUUCAUUCAGAUGAUACAAGAAAAAUUAUACUUCGAGAUGCUAAAACUAAUGAAGUUAUUUAUUCUAGAUGGGUUCCUCAUAAUUCAAAAGUCUUAAAAAUUAAAUUUAAUAAAGAUAAUACAAUGAUUGCUACAGCAGGAGCAGAUUCAUAUUCAUAUGUCUUGAAUGUUGAAACAAAAGCAAUCACAACAUUAGGAAGACUUCAUCCACUUGGUGUCAAUGAUGUAUUCAUUGAUGAAGAUGGAAAGAUCUUUACUUGUGGAGCUGAUUGUACAAUCAAAGUCUCUUCUCUCUAA